AUCCUCCUGCUUCAGCCUCCCGAGUGCUGGGGUUACAGGCAUGUGCCACCAUGCCAGGCUAGCCUUCUAACUUUUGACCCUCUCAUGCCAGCCUGCUGAAUUGCUGGGAUUGCAAGCACAGGCCACAGUGUCUGACUCCAGUUCUCUGUAUACACAACCAUGCUUCUUGGAAAUGUGAAUUUGGGUGACUGAGUCUGGCUUGUAAUCGGUGCUCAAUAAAAAGUGGGUGUUAAAGCUGAAGAGGGAGCUCUGCACGUCCUUGCAGCUCACUUCUAUUUUCUUUGUUUCUUUAUUGACACAGGGUCUCUCUAUUGGCUCAGGCUGCCCUUGAACACAGUCCAGGCUGGCCUCCAACUCAUGGAGAUCCUCUUGCCUCAGCCUCCCAGGUGUUGCAACUGCAAGCAUGCACUACCGUGCCUUAUGCAGCUCACUUCUAGAAGAGGCCACGGAGGAGGAGGAAAUGGAUGCCCCGGACUCGGCCUCAAGGGUCUUCUGCAGCCGAAUCCUGAGCAUGGUUAAUGUGGACGAUGUGAACGCCAUCAUCCUGGCCCAGAAGAACAUGCUGGACCGCUUUGAAAAGACCAACGAAAUGCUGCUGAACUUCAACAACCUGUCCAGCGCCCGCCUGCAGCAGAUGAGCGAGCGCUUCGUGCACCACACGCGGACGCUGGUGGAGAUGAAGCGGGACCUGGACAGCAUCUUCCGCAGGAUCAGGACACUGAAAGGGAAGCUGGCCAGGCAGCACCCAGAGGCUUUCAGCCAUGUCCCCGAGGUGUUGUUCCUGGAAGAUGAAGACGAAGACCCCAUCCCGCCCAGCGUCACCACCACCAUCGCCACCUCAGAGCAGAGCACGGGCUCAUGUGACACCAGCCCAGACACUGUCUCGCCCUCCCUCAGCCCCGGCUUUGAGGACCUGUCCCAUGUCCGGCCCGGCUCCCCCACUGUCAAUGGCCACAGCCAGACAGACAACGAGGAGAUGCCAGGAGAGUAGGCGGCUCUGGGCUCCCAGGCUCCCCCAGGGGUGCAGCCUGGGGGUCUCUAGUUCCCAGGCUCCCCCCUCAGACCACUUCACUUCUGAAGGACCCUCUACCACACCAGGGCCAAGCCGGGCACGCCCAGUCCCGCUGCGGUCUCGGCCUGGCCACAGGGACUCCCCAGAGCUGGGCCCCGGUGUGCUCUGAAUGGGUCUUAAAAUGUCCCCACAGACCAGAGCCAGAUGUCCCCCUCCUGGCCAGGAUAUCCUGGAAGUGGACAUUUAGCGCCACACCCGAGUCCGCCUGCCCACCCCUGCACCCUAAUGCAGUUUCCUGCUCCUGCCUCUGCCAGGAGUUCAGAAGUCCUUUCUCCAGCUUUUGGCUUAGAGGCCUGAGCUGGGCCAAGACUAGAAAAAAGAGCCUGCCACCCAACCCGGCCCGGCCAGGCCUGCAUCUGCCCAGAAGUGAGGACCCUGUGACUUCAGCCACUGAGGAAAACAGUUUAACGGAAUAUUUUUGUACCCGAUGUUUACAUAUACUGUUCGGAAGUUACCAAUAAAAGACUGUUGCUAAGGAG
This is a messenger RNA of Fukomys damarensis (Damara mole-rat), 1551 nucleotides long. It is a transcript of the gene Kxd1, whose product is annotated as KxDL motif containing 1. Gene Ontology annotation, biological process: lysosome localization. Gene Ontology annotation, cellular component: BORC complex. The transcript has 5 exons. NCBI's taxonomy places the organism in Eukaryota, Metazoa, Chordata, Mammalia, Rodentia, Bathyergidae. The record is from RefSeq and is a predicted model, not a curated record. The coding region runs from base 404 to 991 and encodes 195 amino acids.